GUAGGUUAAACGGAGCGUCGUAUUUUUGUUCCUGUGUCAACCAAAAGAAGAAAAGAACAGUAACCAGUAAGACCCGGCUAAGUUUUCAGCAAAGAUAUUUUUUCACACAUUACGGAAAAGUCUCCUCAUAUCUGAAACCAGGCAGACAUCCAUCAUCCUAGCAGAACUCUUUUUGAAGAUGAACUCCAAUGUGGAGAAUUUGCCUCCUCAUGUUCUUCGCUUGGUCUACAAAGAGGUUUCAGCUUUAGCAGCAGACCCACCUGAGGGGAUCAAGAUUUACCCAAGUGAAGAAGACAUUACUGAACUGCACACGUCCAUUGAAGGACCGGAGGGAACUCCAUUUGCUGGUGGCGUUUUCCGAAUGCGCCUGGUCCUCGGGAAGGACUUCCCUGCGGUUCCACCCAAGGGGUAUUUCCUGACCAAGAUUUUUCACCCCAACGUGGGUCACAAGGGAGAGAUCUGUGUCAACGUGUUGAAGAGGGACUGGAAGGCAGAACUCGGCCUCCGACAUGUCUUACUUACGAUCAAGUGUCUUCUCAUCCAUCCGAAUCCAGAGUCGGCUCUGAACGAAGAGGCCGGGCGCUUGCUGUUAGAGGACUAUGCAGAAUAUGAGUCCCGAGCUCGUCUGCUCACAGAGAUCCACGCCAUGGGCGGGCCCGGCGGGACCUCGGGGGCACCUCAGGACCCUAAUGACGGCCCACAGCCGAAGAAGCACGCAGGUGACCCCACAAAGAGAGCAGGACCCAGUGCGGCAGCUGUGCCAGCAGCUCUGGGUAAUGGAGCUAACGGAGCCAGUACCACCACCAGCAAUAGCAACAGUAGUAGUAGCACUAAUAAUGUAGCAGGGAAAAAGAAAGCAGACAAAAAGCGUGCAUUGAGGCGACUUUAAUACCUCAGCGAAAUUCUCAGUGUGUGUGUGUGUGUGUGUGUGUGAGAGCGCGAGAGAGUGUAAAUAUAAAUAUUGAAGUGUGCUGAUGAUGUUUUUGUUCCCUUUUUUUUUUUUUUGACUCUUUCUACCACCUAUCCAGACUGUCCACUUUGUACUCAUACCCUACCUUCUGUCUUGCCACCACUUUGUCCUGUUGGCAUUACAGGUUUGUUAAUUAAUUCCAUACCUACAGACACGAUGAAAAAUAUAUCUGUUCCUCUUUUUAAAGGAAAGACAACACCUUCAAUGUGGAAACCAUGCUAUGUGUUGUAUUUUGCCUUCGGCCUAGCAUGAAUGAAUAAUACAGGGAAUGGGUUUCACUGUGCAAAAUAUGGCCUCUAAUUUCUGUCCAGUAAUGAGACAUAACCACUAUUGUCUCAGACUUGAUAUCAACUCUUUUUAAAGUGUUUCUUGGUAAAUGCCGCUGUGAUGGUACUGUGUACUGCUCAGCCGGGCUCACUCAUGAGUCUAAACCAGGAUGUUCCUUUCAUUAAAGUCAGGUAUUCAAAUUGAGCUUAAAGGAAAUAGUGGUAGAAGUCGCUGAACAAUUAUGCAAGGAGUUGGUGGGUUCACUAUUGGGAGAGAAAUGUUGUCAACGAUCACGCAAAAUGGUAACAUCUUUUUAAAUUGUAUUUUUCGUAUUAUGAGCUGGAUCAAGUAAAGGUAUGGAAAGAGUUAGCAUUUGGAUAAAAGAUCUGUUUUGUUUUUCAUGGAAUCUCAGCCCCUUUUUAAGUUUUUCUAAAAUUGUUUCACUGUCCAGUAUUUUCAAAAGUUGUUUAUAAUUGACAUGUCCAUAUUCAGCUGUCUUGUGGUUGUGUGUGAAGACCUAGAUCAGUGGCUUAAAGGGAACAGGGUAGGCUGCCAGACUACUUUAUAAAUAAAAAACAAAUGAAUCAUUUAUUCUCUGUAUUAACCAUACAGUGGUGUGACUCGUUGAAACUACCCCUGUUUCCCUACAAAGCAGUUUGUGCUCUCAAAUACCCAGCUGUCCGACCAGCCAUGUGGGUACCUGAGAAGACAUCUGUAGGAAACGUUCACGUUUGAUAGAAUUUGUCUCCUGACCCGUUGCACUGGCGGGGUUUCGUGGGCAGGUUUUCUCUCUGUUCUAAAUGCAUGCGGGGCCUACAUUUCCCAAGGAAACACACUGAAGCACUGUGUUAAUUUGGAUGGAAAAGGUGCCCCUGAAACUCCUGUCAAUGUGCAGACUGUUGGCUGGAUAUUUUAUGUCCAUUUUAAAUUAUUUAAAUUAAUAAAACAUUGAAAUACAAGAAGUGAA
This is a messenger RNA of Morone saxatilis (striped sea-bass), 2204 nucleotides long. It is a transcript of the gene ube2s, whose product is annotated as ubiquitin-conjugating enzyme E2S. Bases 179 to 889 code for a protein of 236 amino acids. NCBI's taxonomy places the organism in Eukaryota, Metazoa, Chordata, Actinopteri, Moronidae. The record is from RefSeq and is a predicted model, not a curated record. The transcript is spliced from 4 exons.